GGCGGCCGUGGCGGAUGAUGAUGUGCUGGCCAGGAUGAAGCACCACGUGCGGGGGGUGCUGGCAAACCUCAGCGCUAUGAUGCCUUGCUUUUCCCUGGGUGGCUACAAACUUCCCAAAGUCACAGGUAAAAAAAGCAGCACCGCCAAAAGCCCUUCCAGGCUGUCACCCCCUCCCCACGCUCUCUGCAUCCUGGGUGUCUUCUCCUCCCCAGUUUCCCACCACGACACAGAAAUCCCCUUCAACCCCAGCUUCAUCGAGCCACCGUCGGCUGCGUGGGUCUCAGACAGCUCCUUCUCCUCCUCCUUCGACACUGACAACGAGGGACCUGAGUACUCUGUCCCUCCUAGAGAAGGCGUCCCACUGCUGGGGGGGGCCGAGCUGCAGGACGGGACGUCCCCCCCCGGCGAGGUGCUCCCAGACCCGUCUGCCUUUGACUCGGAGGAUGUCUCGCAGCCCUUCGCCAUCCCCCGCACCUCCAGCAUCGCCAAGGCCAAGCGGCCCUCCGUGUCCUUCGCUGAGGGGACGAAAUUUGGAGCGGCAGAGACCCCCAGCCCCGGGCGUAAGCCCAAGACCCCAUGGGGCCCAUCCAAGCUGUCCUCACCACUGGGGGACACGGCGGCUGAGUCCCCCACUGAACGGCCAGCCAGUGAUUGCUACGAGAGCCCAGAGCCCCUCGGCAAGGUGGAGGAAAGCCACCGGCCAUCGCCCCGGGCCACCCCAGGGGGACGCCGGCAGGGGGUCUCCAGCACCAGGCACGUGGCCCAGAGAGUGGAGGCUCUUGAAGCAGCUGCAAAAUCCAGCAGCUGGGAGACAAAGGGGAAGGAGCCCAACGUCACCACCAUCUACAUGAUGGUGGGAACGGCUGGGCAGGACCCCAAGGCGGAGGGGGGUGGCGAGGGACCAGUCCAGGCUGUGCUCAAGCGGCUGGGCAGCUUACAGAGGGGCAAGUGGGCUGCAAAGGAGGAGACUAAGGUGAGGAGGAGCAUCGAGGCUAUCCAGAAACCGCCCCGCCAGGCCCUGGCGCAGCGCAGAGACUCAGUGAAUAGCUGCAAGCAGAGGGAGAGCAUCCCAGGGGCUCCUGCUGAGCCGUCCCCUGGCAAACAACAGCAUCUCCCUGGGAAGAGGCUGUCCUUUCUUCUCGCAUCUCCCUCACCGAAAAGCACCAAGGCCCAGGAUGGGGCUGGUGAUGCCCUGGGUGCCAUAGAGAAGGGCAAAAGCCCUGAGUUAGUCCUCAGCCUCGAAAUGAAGGGACAGGCUGCCCCGGAGGAAGAGCCAAAAUAUGAGAACGUGACCAGCAGCAGUGCCGAUUCGCCGCCCGGCCCUGCCGUGGAGCUGCCGGCCACCCCCAUGGCCACCUGA
Molecule: messenger RNA, 1360 nt
Organism: Phaethon lepturus (White-tailed tropicbird)
Lineage: Eukaryota; Metazoa; Chordata; Aves; Phaethontiformes; Phaethontidae
Product: scavenger receptor class F member 1-like
Exons: 4
Molecular function (GO): scavenger receptor activity
Source: RefSeq, a predicted model, not a curated record